Molecule: messenger RNA, 1792 nt
Organism: Magnolia sinica
Lineage: Eukaryota; Viridiplantae; Streptophyta; Magnoliopsida; Magnoliales; Magnoliaceae
Product: 5'-adenylylsulfate reductase 1, chloroplastic-like
Exons: 6
Coding region: 83-1495 (470 amino acids)
Molecular function (GO): phosphoadenylyl-sulfate reductase (thioredoxin) activity
Source: RefSeq, a predicted model, not a curated record
AACAGCAGAAAACAGAAAACCAGAGAGACAGAGUUAGAGAAGGAGAAUUCAGAGAGAGAGAGAGAGAGAAGGAGAUUUCUUCAUGGCAUUAGCUUCGUCUUCAUCAGCUUUUUCAGCGAUUUCUUCCCAUUCUCAGGAGAUUCUGAAAGGAUCUCAGAUCGGUUCGUUUCGGUCGUUGGAUCGGUUCAUCCUACCAUCGACGGCUGGGAAUGUGUCUCGGAGGCGGGGCGCGUUGAAGCCGGUAUCCGCACAGGCGAAGCGGAGCAAGUCGGUUGUUCCUCUGGCAGCAACGAGCAUUGCUCCUGAAGUGGCAGAUUUGGAGAGGGAGAAUAAGGGAAUAGAGAAGGAGGUGGAUUAUGAGAAAUUGGCGGAAGAUUUGAAAGAUGCUUCGCCUCUUGAGAUCAUCGACAAAGCCCUAGAGAAAUUUGGGAAUGAUAUCGCUAUUGCUUUCAGUGGAGCAGAGGAUGUUGCCUUGAUCGAGUAUGCCAAGCUAACUGGCAGACCCUUCCGGGUCUUCAGCCUCGACACUGGAAGGCUGAACCCCGAGACCUACAGAUUCUUUGAUGAUGUGGAGAAGCGCUAUGACAUUCGCAUUGAGUACAUGUUUCCAGAUGCUGUUGAAGUUCAGGGCCUUGUGAGAAGCAAGGGCCUAUUUUCCUUCUAUGAGGACGGGCACCAGGAGUGCUGCAGAAUCAGGAAGGUGAGGCCCUUGAGGCGGGCCCUUAGGGGUCUCAGGGCAUGGAUCACUGGGCAAAGGAAGGAUCAGUCGCCUGGUACCAGGGCUGAAAUCCCGGUUGUUCAGGUGGACCCUUCAUUUGAAGGGAUGGAUGGUGGGAUCGGCAGUCUUGUAAAGUGGAAUCCGGUUGCAAACGUGGAUGGCGGGGAUAUCUGGAAUUUCCUUAGGACCAUGGACGUCCCUGUCAAUUCCUUGCAUUCACAGGGGUAUGUCUCGAUUGGGUGCGAGCCAUGCACAAGGCCCGUCUUACCUGGGCAGCAUGAGAGAGAAGGAAGGUGGUGGUGGGAGGAUGCCAAAGCCAAGGAGUGCGGGCUCCACAAGGGCAACAUCAAACAGGGGGAAGUGCCCCAACUAAACGGCAAUGGAAACAGCGCUGCUGCCGCCGCCACCACUGAGAACCCCGACAUCUUCAACACGCAGAACAUCAUAAACCUUAGCAGGCCAGGGAUCGAGAACUUGCUCCGGCUGGAGAACCGGAGAGAGCCAUGGCUUAUCGUCCUCUAUGCGCCAUGGUGCCGUUUCUGCCAAGGAAUGGAAGCAUCCUAUGUCGAGCUAGCCGAGAAGCUCGCUGGAUCUGGCAUAAAAGUAGGAAAGUUCAGGUCAGACGGUGAUCAGAAGGAAUUUGCAAAGGAGGAGCUGCAGCUGGGGAGCUUCCCCACAAUACUCUUCUUCCCAAAGAACACAGCAAUGCCCAUCAAGUAUCCGUCAGAGAAACGGGACGUUGAUUCCUUGUUGGCCUUUGUGAGGGCCCUACAUUGAGAGAUGUUUAGAAGAAGAGGUUUUCAAAAUCUAAGGCAAUUGGGAAAGGUGGUUUUCUUCUGUAUAGUAAUGGGUCUGAUUGAUUGGCUUUGAUAAUGAAAAGAGAGUUCCCCUUGGACUUCAUUUCUCUCUCCUUUCCACAACAAGGAGAGAGACUACACUUUGGUUUUAUUCCCCUACCUAUAUGAAAAUCUUUUAGAGAGAAUCAAGAAAAUGUAAUCGGUUGUAUGUGGCCGUGGGGGAGAGUUAGGUCUCUCCUUUUAUUCAAUAAGAAUGAUAAUUUUGAAUUUGUUUUGA